This is a messenger RNA of Brettanomyces bruxellensis, 1671 nucleotides long. RefSeq lists its product as uncharacterized. Gene Ontology annotation, molecular function: chromatin binding; protein binding. NCBI's taxonomy places the organism in Eukaryota, Fungi, Ascomycota, Pichiomycetes, Pichiales, Pichiaceae. The coding region runs from base 1 to 1671 and encodes 556 amino acids. Gene Ontology annotation, cellular component: cohesin complex; synaptonemal complex. The transcript has a single exon. Gene Ontology annotation, biological process: mitotic sister chromatid cohesion; replication-born double-strand break repair via sister chromatid exchange; synaptonemal complex assembly. The record is from RefSeq and is a predicted model, not a curated record.
AUGUUCUUCUCAGACCAAUUACUUAACAAAGAUGGACCACUUGCUUACGCGUGGUUGGCUGCUAACCUUGAGAAAAAGCUGACGAAGCAGCAGCUUAUGAAGGCCUCAAUCACAAAGUCUGCAAAAGCAGUUGAGAAUUCAUCCAAAGCUUUGGAUGUGAGCGAUUCACAACGUGAUGUCGAACCAAUGGCUCUCAGACUAUCAGGACAACUUUUAUAUGGUAUCGUGAGAAUAUACUCCCGUAAAUCCAAAUAUCUUUAUGAGGAUGUGAGCGACAUUCUAAUGAGGCUUAAGGCUUCUUUUGCAACAUCGAAAUCGGUCAACUUGCCGCUCGAGUCAACUGUUAUCACAUCUCUUAAGACUGUUACCAUGACAGAUACCGUUUCAGAAGCUGAUCUUUUGUAUCAGAGACCGGUCGAUUUUAAUGAGAUCUUUGAGUCGCAAGUAUCCGGAAAUGAAGUGAGGGCAAGUGAAUUAGCCCCGGAUACUGAUGAGGACACUUUUGCGACAGCUAACGAAUCAAUUGAACUGGGGCGUAAUGCUUCAAGUGCAAAUGCUUCGGAUGAUGAGAUAGAGCAUAACAGGAACGCAGAGGAUGAACUAGAAGAAUUAGAUGAUACCGGCGGUAUGGAUUUGGAUUUGGACUUCGAUAUUGGAAAUACAGAAGCACAGGAUCAUCCUAAGACUCCACAACCAGACGAAGAUGACUCAAUCGAGAUUGGCAGAGCUGCUGAAACUCCUAAUAUGUCUGCAUUGGACAAUACAGCAGAAGCCGCUCUUCCCGAACUUGAUGAGCCAAUAUUGGAAGCUGCCAACGAGGAUGAAAACGAUAUAAAUGAACCAUCAACACCGCCAGACUUCGUUGAGCCUUUAAAUACUAGUAAAGCAGCAGGUGGAAAACAGUUAGAAUAUCUAAAAAUGAACGUUGUUAGAACUGCAACUCGAAGGAUGAUUGUUGAUUCAGUCACAGAGCUUUCUGCGCAAACGCUCAGGGCAAACCAGAGACGUUACUUGAAGAAUGCGAAACGAUCGGACACUAGGAAGCACCAAUUAUCCGACAAUAAUGGAAAUGAUGCAUUUUCCAGGUUUGCCAAGGGAUUACAUUUGCAUAAAAAGAGACGUUUAGAGUUGCAACAUGACGGUGCUGAAGAGCACACGAUGACAGAAAAUGUCAUCACAGAUGCACAGGUGCCAGAAAUUGAACCUGAUUUCGACGAUAUAGAUGUUGCACCACAAUCACCAGUGAACAAUAUUUCGUUAGAUUUGGGAAAUUCCGAAGAAAACGAAGACAGCAUUGACGACGUUGGAAUUGAAGAUGGUCAAUUGAACGAUCAGGAACAUGAAGAAAAUCAAGAUGAGGAAACUCGGGAGGAAGAAACCGUAGUUUCAAAAGAGAGAAAGGCUACAAUACAUAUUGCCAACUGUGUUCGGAAGCUUCUCACUGUGGGAGACCAGACAUUUUCGGAGACACCGGUCACUUUUACCGAUAUUCUUGAAGAGGAACAAGCUUCAGAAGAGCCUGUUUCAAAGAAUUCUAGAGUGGCUGCUACUGCUACUUUCUUUGAAUUACUAGUUCUGGCUGGAAAUGACAACGUGAAGCUAAACCAAGGCAGAUUGUUUGGCGAGAUUACAGUCGAGGCAAAAGAGUCUCUUGCCACAUCUUUUGUGUAA